Molecule: messenger RNA, 576 nt
Organism: Staurois parvus
Lineage: Eukaryota; Metazoa; Chordata; Amphibia; Anura; Ranidae
Source: the annotation of a GenBank genome assembly
AGGUCUCGGGCCCUCAGGCGGAGCGGCGGGCGCCGGACCCCCAGGCGGAGCGACAGGUCUCGGGCCCUCAGGCGGAGCGGCGGGCACCGGACCCCCAGGAGGAGCGACAGGUCUCGGGCCCUCAAGCGGAGCGGCGGGCGCCGGACCCCCCCAGGCGGAGCGACAGGUCUCGGACCCUCAGGCGGAGUGGCGGGCGCCGGACCCCCAGGCGGAACGACAGGUCUCAGGCCCCCAGGGGGGGCGGCGGGCACCACCGAGUCACCAGGCACAACCGUGGGCUCCGAGUCAACUGGUAUGACCGCGGGGCACUGGGUCAGACAUUGGAUCGUCUGGCUGGACAGCGGGCACUGGGUCACCAGGCAUCAGGUCAUUUGGCUCGACAGCGGGCACCGCGUCAUCUGGCAAGGCAGUGGGCUCCGAGUCAACAGGCACGACAGUGAGCACCGGGUCAUCAGGUACCGGAUUGUCUGGCUCGACAGCGGGCAUCGGGUCACCAGGCAUCAGGUCAUUUGGCUCGACAGCGGGCACCGGAUCAGGUACCGGAUCAUCUGGAUCAACAGCGGGCAUCGAGUCAAC